Messenger RNA from Cornus florida, 1546 nucleotides. RefSeq lists its product as uncharacterized. NCBI's taxonomy places the organism in Eukaryota, Viridiplantae, Streptophyta, Magnoliopsida, Cornales, Cornaceae. The transcript is spliced from 3 exons. The coding region runs from base 616 to 1173 and encodes 185 amino acids. The record is from RefSeq and is a predicted model, not a curated record.
CCCUUCAAAAUUUUCCUUUUAUUUUCCUCUCUGGCUAUUUCUAUCUAACCAAACUGUGCGUAAAAUUUUGAAAGCCUGCUUCUCUUUUUCCUUAGCAGCCAUUAACGGGUGAGAACUCUCCGAUCUAUCUAUAGGUCCCUCUCACUGACACUCGGCCGGUCACCCUCUCAUAUCGCCGACCAACCAUUGUGACGACGGACGGUACUAUCUCGUUCUCUGAUAUGUCUCUCUCUAUAUAUUGUUCUCACCAUUCAUGGCUUCUUUAUUAUUAUUAUUAUUAUUAUUAUUAAUUUUUUUUUUAUACACAAAAUUAGUGGUAAUUUUUAUGCAUUGGAUACUUGUUUAGAUAUGGACAAUAAAUAUUCAGUGUCGGGGUGGUUGGUGAACACACCGUACCAGUUCGGUUACUCGUUCACAGACGGCAUUAUUAGCCGGGAAAUAUCACUGAUAAAUUAUGAUGAGAAAGGGAAGGAUAAUCAGAAUGCAGCACUUAGGGAUUUUGACAAGACGAGGCUGUUAAAAUCAGAGUUUGUGUUGGAUUUUCAUUUUAUAAACUCCAAAGGAACUUCCUCUGUGGUAGUGGCCGACAAAUUUGAUUAAACCCUCUGCACUUGGAUGGAAAGGAAGAAGAAGCUGUAUAAACAAUUACCCAAACAAGAACAGAACUGGCCCAACUGGUGGAGCAGUAUAGAAUCAGAAUUUAGGGCAAUCUUCGCCGAUGUGUGCAAUGGAUUGAAACUUUUGUUCAAUAGGGAUUUUGUUCACGGAAACCUCAUUAAUGAUGGCGUUGUGAUUACAAGAAACACCACAAGUGAGAUCAUAAACACCAUAGAAAACACAAUGUGCGGCAUUAUACAAGAGUUUGACUUUGGAGAAGGACGUGCCCUUAUUACAAGAUUAGAGAUUCGAGAGGAAAUACGCGCCAAGCUGCUUCUUUCAAGAGCAGGUGAUGGUUUUCGUUUGAGAGGAGCAACUAAAGAUAUCCAAGAUUUGCAUUUGCUAAUGAUGGAUGUUUUAACUGUGUCUGGUGACAUUGCUAAGCACACGGUUAGGGCUGGAUUGCCCAAGGCUUUGGAGUUAAUUCUCGGUUCUCCUGAUAAUAUUACACCAAUUUCAUUCCAACAUUUUCUACGGAUUUUGGUAGGAUUGUGUUCUGCAUUGGUCCUAACCUGAGCAAGGCCCGGAGAAGAAAUGAAGUUGCCAUGGAGUUUUCUGGAGACUUGGCUUGCAGUAUGGGUUAUCUUCCAUUUUGAGGCUGUUAUAUAUUGACCGGAGAGUUUUUGGAUCAUCACUUUGUGACCGUGUGUUUAUUAUCUUAAAAUGUAAUGUGAGACUUUGAAUCAUGUACACAGUAUGGGGCUCUGUUCAAUUUGGUGCCUACUGAUUUAAAAUGGGCUUCGCUUGGAAUGGUUGGAGAUGUUUUCUAUCAUUUUAUUAGAAUAUUGUUUUUUUUUUUAUGAUUCGAACGAGUGCGGUGGCAUUUAACACCCAUAUAGCUCAUAUAAUUCCCAAUAGGUUUUGAAAAUCCUCCUAACAUUUAUUAUAG